Molecule: messenger RNA, 1935 nt
Organism: Westerdykella ornata
Lineage: Eukaryota; Fungi; Ascomycota; Dothideomycetes; Pleosporales; Sporormiaceae
Exons: 3
Coding region: 193-1743 (516 amino acids)
Biological process (GO): endoplasmic reticulum to Golgi vesicle-mediated transport; Golgi localization; retrograde vesicle-mediated transport, Golgi to endoplasmic reticulum
Cellular component (GO): COPI vesicle coat; cytosol
Source: RefSeq, a predicted model, not a curated record
CCCCCCCCCCCCCCCCCAACACGAUUCCAGGGACAUAAUCUGGUGUGGGUCGUCCGCAAGCUCCGAAGUCUCAUCCCCACGCUCCUCGACCACCACCGACUCUCCACUCCCAAUCCACGCAGACGGCUGCCCGCGGGCUCGAAGUUGACACGCAAAACUCCUAGUGUCCUUUGGCAGUCAAUCAUUGGAACAAUGGUCGUUCUAGCAGCUUCAAUAUGCACGAGAGGCGGAAAGGCCGUUCUCUCCCGGCAGUUCCGUGAAAUGCAGCGUUCGCGGAUCGAAGCCCUCCUUGCCUCUUUUCCCAAGCUCGCCGACAGUGGUACCCAGCAUACUACCUGCGAGCAGGACAACGUUCGCUAUGUUUACCAGCCCCUGGACGAGCUCUAUAUGGUGCUGAUCACCAACCUACAAUCCAACAUCCUACAAGACAUCAAUUCGCUCCACUUGUUCGCUCAGGUCGUAUCGUCGAUAUGCAAGUCUUUGGACGAGAGGGAGAUUCUCAAGAAUGCAUUCGAGCUGCUGACGGCCUUCGAUGAGAUUGUGACGCUGGGUUACAGGGAGAACUUGACGCUGAGCCAGAUCAAGACUUUCUUGGACAUGGAGUCGCAUGAGGAGCGCAUUCAGGAAAUAAUCGCUCGAAACAAGGAGUUGGAAGCUUCCGAAGAGCGCAAGCGAAAGGCCAAGCAGCUCGAGAUGCAACGCAAGGAGAUGUCAAGGUCCGCGCGAGUCGGCGGUGGUAUGGGCGGUGGGUCGAUGCGUACACCGCAAUAUCCUACCUUCACACCAAGUGUUCCUACCACUGUUCCUGAUACAUACGAUUCGUACGAAGCGGCGAAGAAGACGGCUAGCAAGCCGUUGGCCCUGGGUAAGAAGGGCAUGCAACUCGGGAAGAAGAGCAAGACCACCAAUAUAUUCGAACAAGUCGCUGGCGAUCUUCCCGUCGAAGCCGAGCCGCUUGUUUCCUCACCGAAAGCGAGCGCUCACCCUGCUCCCGCAAGCGCACGUCAGUCCCUCUCGUCGGACCGUGAAGCUGUGCAUAUUACGACCUCGGAGCACAUAUCAGCGCGCCUGGACCGUGAGGGGCUCCUCAAGACGUUUGAAGUCAAGGGCGAGUUACAACUCAAAAUCUCAGACCCGGCUUUCACGCAAGUCAAGCUUGAUUUACACGCCGGCGAGACUCGUGGCGCUCAGCUCAUCACCCACCCCAAGGUCGAUAAAACCGCUUUCCGGAACAGCAAGUCCAUUCAACUCGCAGACACUACCAAGGGCUUUCCCUCCAAUAUGGGCAUUGGCGUGAUGAAGUGGAAGCUUGCCCCCAAAGCGGACGACAUUUCCGAUCCUCCCAUUACCUUCAGGGUCUGGGUCGAGGGAUCCGGCAAGAUGUUCAACAUCACCGUCGAGUAUGAGCUUACUGGUGGCGAUACCUUGAAGGACGUGUCUGUGACGAUCCCCUUCAGCACCGAUGAGCCGAACGUCUCCUCGUUUGACGCUGUAUAUGAAGUGAGCGGCGACAGCUUGGAAUGGAACAUCGGCACUGUGGACGAGGAGAACAGUUCCGGUAGCUUCGAGUUUGAAGCCCAGGCCGACAACGAGGCGGAAUUCUUCCCCAUGAGGGUCCACUUCAGCAAAACAAAACCUUUUGUUGACGUUAGCGUAUCCGCUGUCACCCUCCUUUCCAUGAAUCAGGAGAUCAACUUCUCCAAAGACGUCAAGUCUGUUGCAGACGUUUACGAGAUCGCUUAAGUGAGUUGCUUGGGUGUUUCACGGAUGUGCGGUGUGACAACUCUGGGGCCGAUGAAGAGUUCACAGGGAGCGAGCGAGCGAGCUAGCUAGUUAGCAGAGAUAGACAGCUUUUACGUCAAAAUACCUAGGUACGCAUCAGGAUACCUUGAUGUAUCUUAUUGAGAGUCUUUGUCCGUCUCUCCCGCUCCUGGC